Molecule: messenger RNA, 4948 nt
Organism: Drosophila persimilis
Lineage: Eukaryota; Metazoa; Arthropoda; Insecta; Diptera; Drosophilidae
Gene: ush
Product: zinc finger protein ush
Exons: 8
Coding region: 841-4629 (1262 amino acids)
Biological process (GO): heart development; cell differentiation; positive regulation of transcription by RNA polymerase II
Cellular component (GO): nucleus
Molecular function (GO): RNA polymerase II-specific DNA-binding transcription factor binding
Source: RefSeq, a predicted model, not a curated record
GCUGCGAAGCAGACGGCAAAGCGCACGAGGCAGUGAAAAAUAAAGUAAAAACAAAAUGAAAAUCCGAGAGAAAAUGAGAAAUGCGCGCGCAUACGGUGCUCUCUCGCUCUCCAUGUGGCGCUCUCUGUGGCCACCGGUUUUUCUGCUUUGUGCGAGCUUUCGUCGAUUUUGGAGCGAAGCAGCAGCCCCAACGCGUUUGGCGACGCCAACCUGCUUACAGUUUUAGUUGGGAGCUUGCACUGUUCGGACGUUCAAAAGCCCACAAGCCACGCCCCCACCGACAAGGCACUGGCAAAACACGCGACAAGGCAGCAACAAUUGCAAAUUACUGUAAAGCCCGAUCAUCAUUCACAUUAGUUAUUGGGUGAUAAUAUCCCCAUUGCAUUCCGUUUCGUUUCAAGCCACCUAUUCUGUUCAAUUGCAUUCCAUUCCCUUACGUUACGUUACGCGAUCUGUGCGCGCCCGCGCGUUUUUUGUCGCCCGCCAACCGCGUCGAUCGUUAAAAAUUCAUUAGAGCUUAUUAAUCGCUCGAAGCCAUAGAAAUAAUCGCAAUAAUUAUAAAUUAUUGAUACUUGCGAGUGCCCGUGCCCCGUGCCCCCCUCACCCCAACAAGUGUGUGAAUUCUUUCCUCUCGCCUCUCGCUGUGCGUCAGUGUGUGCGUGUGUGUUCCGGUGCAGUCCCGUUCCCAUCCAUUCAUCCGAUCGCCGACUGCCGACCGCCGACCGCCGGUAAAUGUCCACGGAAAAGGAAACGAAACGGAUCUGAUGCAGACGUUGCCGCCGCAGUAGCCGCUCCGCUCCGCACGCCCGCCGUUGGACCCCCCGCCGCCGUCCGCAUACAAUGUCACGACGCAAACAAUCAAACCCGAAGCCGUUGAAUAAAGGUGAUUGUUCCGAUACCACAGAAGAGAUGACCGUUGACAGCAGAGAUUCCAAAGAUUUAACCGCUCAGGAGCUGGGCGAAGAGAAACAGCAACAGCUACAGCAGCAGCAGCAGCAGGAGGAUCCAAUGGAUCUUCAGGACAACAACAACAACAGCGAUGCAGAUGCAGAUGCAGAGGAUGCUGUGUCCGAACAGCCAGAAGAGACUCAGGAUUUAGGGGAAACAGAAAUGGACCACCACCACCAGGCGGAGGAGCAGGAGCAGGUGGAAGCAGACGCAGAGGCGGAGGAGGCACCGAUCAGUCCUAGUACGCCGCCGCGGAGCCCUACGCCGCCUCCAGUUCUGGUGCCAAAGCUGGAGCAGCCAGCGACUCCGCCAUCGGAAUCGCCAUCGCCCAGUCCUUCGCCCACGCCCACGCCCACCGCAACGCCCACUCCGAGGCUGCCAAAGCUCCGGCUCAAUGCGCUGCUCGCCUCGGAUCCCGCCCUCAAGCCGGACGCCAAGGAGCUGCACCUGUCGGACAAGCGUCUGCUGGCACCGCCGCCGCACAUCAAGCCCGAGCCGCAGCCCCCGCAGGCACAGCCCCCCCUACAGCCCGAUCUCGUGGAGCCGCUGCUGAAGCCGGCGCGAUUCAUGUGCCUGCCAUGCGGCAUAGCCUUUAGCUCCCCCUCGACCCUGGAGGCGCAUCAGGCGUACUAUUGCUCGCAUCGGAACAAGGACUCGGAGGAUGCGGAUGGAUCCAAUGCGGACAAGUCCGGCGGCGGGGAGAAGUCCGCCGCGGGCGGAGUCUCUGGCGGCGGCGGGGGCAGUGGGAGCAGUGGCUCCGAGCCGCCGGCUAAGGUGGCGCGCAUCGGGAAGCAGUACGCGUGCACCCAGUGCUCCUACAGUGCCGACAAGAAGGUGUCCCUCAACAGGCACAUGCGCAUGCACCAGACCUCGCCGGCCCCCAGUCUGGGCAGCCUCGGAUCCCUCGGCAGCCUGCCCAGCCUCACGGCGAACGGGGUGCCAGGAUCUGCAGGAGUAGUUGGCGGAGGCGGAGGCGGAGGCAGCAGCAGCGCCCUCGAGGAGGGCUCUAGUCAACAGCAAACCGACCGCUACUGCAGCGACUGUGAUAUCCGAUUCAACAACAUCAAGACCUACCGCGCCCACAAGCAGCACUACUGCAGCUCCCGUCGCUCCGACGGCCGUGUGACCCCCAAGGGUGGCUCCGAAGGAGCAGCAGCCGCCGCCGCCGCCCGAGAAGCAGGAGGAUCGGUUUCAGCAGGCAGCGCUUCUGCGGCAGCCGCUGCUCCUGGAAAGCUCAGUCCGCAGACGCGCAACAAGACGCCCACCCCGGCCAUGGUGGCGGCAGCGGCGGCGGCUGCAGCAGCAGCAGCAGCUGCUGCCUCGUUGCAGGCCCCCACCCCACAGCCCUUUUUGGCGCUACCCACGCACCCGAUCAUCAUAGUGCCCUGCAGCCUGAUCCGAGCGGCAAGCAUCAUUCCAGGACCACUGCCCACACCCGCUUCGGGGAUCGUCAAUCUGGAGUCCACCUGCUUCACCGUGGACAAUGGGGCCAUCAAGCCGCUGGCCACCGCUCUGAUCAGCAAUGCGCUCGCCGGGAAUAUGAAUCACUUUGUCAAUUCCCUGCACAUACCCGCCCUGGAGCCGGAUCGUCCCACAGCAGGCACUGGCUCAGCCGAUGGAGGAGGAGGAGGAGUCCUGGAGCCAAAAAGUAGCAGUCCACCAGAACCCAAGAGGAAGGAGGCUGGAGGCAGUCGUGAAUCUGCGCCUCUCGACCUUUCGUUUCGACGAUCUCCCAUCUCCAUCUUGCAGCAUCGACAGCGGCAUAUCCGAUCCGCUGCCGCAGCCGCAGCCGCUGCCCUGCUGGAUGUGGAGGAAGUGCUCCUCGGAGCGGGCAAGGAAAACGUGGAAACUGUCGGCGGAAGAGCUGGAGGCAGUGUGACGCCCGAGCAGAUCGUCUGCGCACCCUCUCUGCCCAGCAGCCCCUCGAUGAGUCCCUCGCCCAAGCGACGGGCGAGUCCCAGGAGUUCGGGGGCGGGCAGUGCCUCUUCCAUGUCGCCGCCUGGCUUGAAUCACCAUCUGCUGGACAUCCGCUCCAUGCUGCCAGCCGACUUUGGCCUGUCGGAGUCGCUCCUGGCGAAGACCAAUCCAGAGCUGGCCCUCAAGCUGGCGGCUGCCGCUGCGGCCGCUGUUGCGGCUGGAGGCAGUGCCUCCUCUUCCCUGGCGGCUGCUCAGGUUGCCUCCAAUACAGGUGGCAAUUCCGGCAGUCAGCAGCAACAGCAGCAGCCGCAGAUCUACGUGAAGCAGGGCGUCUCCAAGUGCAAGGAGUGCAACAUCGUGUUCUGCAAAUACGAGAACUAUCUGGCCCACAAGCAGCACUACUGCUCGGCACGCAACCAGGAGCCAGCCGGCGAGGGCUCCGACUCCAAGUCCGCCGUUUCGCCAUCGAAUGCCACGGCCGGCAAUGGUGGUGGUGGCGCCUCUGCCGUGGAGACCACGCCCGUGGCCUACCAGCAGCUCAUCUGUGCCGCCUGCGGCAUCAAGUACACCUCGCUGGACAACCUGCGCGCCCACCAGAACUACUACUGCCCCAAGGGAGGAGCCACGGCCGCCACUGCGUCCUCCGAGGCGCCGCUGGUGGCCAAGGAGAAGUGCGGCAAGUGCAAGACCCUGCACGACCACGGACACCCGUGCCCGGCGCCCCCCGCUGCCACGCCCCUGACGGCGCCCUCCAGCCUCCAGUCUUCGGCGGGAGCCCCCUCCGGGGUGAACAGCGUCAACAAGUGCCCCGUGUGUGGGGUCGUCAGUCCGACGGCGGCCCUGGCCCGCAAGCACAUGGAGAUGCAUGGGACGGUGAAGGCCUUCCGCUGCAGCAUCUGCCAGUACAAGGGGAACACUCUGCGCGGCAUGCGCACCCACAUCCGCACUCACUUUGACAAGAAGACGAGCGACGUCAACGAGGAGCACUACAUGACCUGCAUCUUCGAGGAGGAUAACUCCGCCCACUCCGCUGUGGCCCAGGAGAUGCCACCCACAGUAGCAGCAGCAGCAGCAGCAGCAGUACCGCAGGAGCCACCGAUGGAGCAUCCGCCGCAGUUGUUCAACUGCGAUUACUGCAACUAUGCCUCCACCUACAAGGGCAAUGUGCUGCGACACAUGAAAUUGCUGCAUCCGCAUGUUGCCAUCAAUUCGCCCUCGAUUUCCCCCGAGUCGCGUGAACAGGAGACGCUCCUUUCAAGCUCCACUCCGAAUGCGCACGAAGCGUCCAAUGGCGAGGCAGUCAUCUUCCACAUCAAAUCAGAGCCUGGACUGGACAAUCCACCGACGCUGGGACUCGUUCACGAGAACAACAACUCGCCCAUUGGCACACCACUGCCGCAUAUCAAGGCCGAGCCGAUGGACAUAGGCAUCGAUGCCAUGUCACCCACAUCGCUGGCCCUGCCACCGCCCGUCGCGUCGCCUUUGGCAGCCGCUGCAGCCGAGGCCAUGAAGAAGUACUGCUCCGUGUGCGACAUAUCCUUCAACUACGUGAAGACCUUCCUGGCCCACAAGCAGUUCUACUGCAAGAGCAAGCCCCCACGGCCCGAAGUCAACGACAGCCCCAGCCCCAAUGCCAAUCAUGUGGCCGGAGUGGGUGUGGGAGUGGGGGUGGGCAUGGGAAUGGGGGGCCAGCCGCUGCAGUCGCCCAGCGAAUUGAUGCUGAUGCAGAAGAACAAGGAGAACCUGCAGGAGGCGGCCAUUUGAGAGAGCCAGCAGAGGCAGAUGUGGGAGGCGCAGCGCAAACAGCUGGAAUGGUAUUACAAGUGCUUCUGAGCAGAAAUUCAAAUGCAUUAUUCAAAUUGAUAACCGAAUCGAAUCGAAUCCGUAACUGUAUAAUCAAUCCAUAAUCGUAAUCCGUAAAUCCGUAACUUGUAAACCGUAUCCGCAUUGACGACAGUAUUCCUGGAGAAUCUCCCUGUCGCUGCCCCCCUCCACUUCCAAUGCCACGUCAGGACUGACUCCUACGAUUUACCGAUCGAUAGAAAUAGUUAUACAUAAUACAUACCUACAUAAAUAUAACACA